Messenger RNA from Torulaspora globosa, 1554 nucleotides. RefSeq names its product putative chitinase (gene CTS2). The transcript has a single exon. NCBI's taxonomy places the organism in Eukaryota, Fungi, Ascomycota, Saccharomycetes, Saccharomycetales, Saccharomycetaceae. Gene Ontology annotation, molecular function: chitinase activity; chitin binding. The record is from RefSeq and is a predicted model, not a curated record. Gene Ontology annotation, biological process: chitin catabolic process; carbohydrate metabolic process. Gene Ontology annotation, cellular component: extracellular region. Bases 1 to 1554 code for a protein of 517 amino acids.
AUGUUGUGGAGGCCACUGAUUGGCAAUACACUGGUCGUCUUACUGGUGCUGGCUAGUGUGAUAAUCGAAAUGCGGUUGUAUAAAAAAGUAUUCAGGAAGGCGAUGGAGCGUCGAGUGGUUGAACAUGUUCAGUCUCAGGAGCAGCGGAACCAGACCAGCUCGGUUAUGAGCUCAUCAGACGAUGAUAGUUAUCUUUCAGGGCUUUAUUACUCCAAUUGGUCGCCAUACUCGCCACGAAUGCAUUUCCCCCACGAUAUAGACUUGUCAAGGGUCUCACACGUCUACUAUGCUUUCUUCUUGGUCGACGGUGUCAGUGGUGCAGUUAAGAAUGGCGACGUCUGGUCUGACACGGGAAUGGAUUUAUACAAGCCUUUGGCUGUCAAGAUGAGUAAAUUGGACGGGGAUGGGGAUGAGACGAGAUCUCUGCCCAAGGGCUGUCUGGGCGAGCUGUUCUAUCUUCGACACGCAGAUCUAUUUCCAGAUCAAAGGACUAGGAAUUUUAAGCUUAUAAUGUGUGUUGGGGGAUGGUCGAACCGAGAUGAGUUCCCCAAGAUGGUGAGGGACCCCAGGCGAGUUGAAGUUUUCGUGAGUUCAUGUAUCGAUACGAUGUUCAAGUACGGGUUUGACGGUAUGGAGUUGGACUGGGAGUUUCCUGAAGAUGAUAACUGUGAACCGCAAGCGUACCUGGAGCUUACGAGAAGACUAAGGGAAAAGAUGAACGAGCUUGAAGCGCAGAUCUUCGGAGCGGCGGCAGGUCAUCCUAAGUUUCAUUUGUCUGUAGCCACGCCUGCGUUCUCGGGAAAGCUGAAGAUUUUGCCCAUCAAAGAGAUGGACCAGUACGUUGACAUCUGGAAUAUGAUGACAUAUGAUUAUUAUGGGGAGUGGUCGGAGAAGACAGGCUACCAUAGCAACCUCUAUGAUGGAUCGCAGAGCGCUCAGGAGGCCUUCGAGAGAAAGCAUAUUUACUCAUCCGACGAUGAUGAAGGGCUAAACGGCGAUUCUGCAGUGCAAUAUAUGUUGAAAGAUGCAGGGAUUGAUUCGCGCAAGGUGUGCCUAGGAAUGGCGGCUUACGGAAGAGGUUUCAAGCAUGUAGACGCCAAAAGCUCGAAUGGAAGGUUUAUCGAUAAGAAGUUUCGUGGAGUAGGGGGAGCUUCAGAAGGUGAGAAGGGCAUGUGGCUCUAUAAUCAAUUGCCUAUCAAGGGAUCUCAGGAAGUUUUUGAUCCAGAGUAUGGAUCUGCUUUCUGCUAUGAUGCUAAGCAUAAGACGUUUGUUGGGUACGAUAACGUCGACUCGGUUCGUAUGAAAGCCCAGUACGUGAAGGACAAGAAUUUAGCCGGCGGAUUUUGGUGGGAGUCAUGCGGCGAUGAUCAUAACAAUCCCUCACGCUCUUUGUUGAACGCCUUCACUGACGAAAUCCGCUCAGUUCGGAAAUCUGACACACUGAUGUAUCGGCAAAACCAAGUUCUGCGCUUCUACAUCGACAAAUUUGGUCCUAAUGGAUACCUAUCUCCUUUCGUGCAAAGAAUUUUGCAGCGCGAAGAAUCGACAGCCUAA